AUGGAGGUCGCUCGUACCUCCUUGAUUCAUGCGGCUGCCCCCCACUUUCUGUGGCCGUUUGCAGUCCGAUACGCUGCGCAUCAGCUCAACCUCUGGCCCCGUGUCUCCUUACCGGAGACCUCUCCGACACUGCGUUGGACGGGAGAGGCUGGCGAUGCGUCGCGUUUUCGGGUCUGGGGAUCUCGAGCUUUUGUUCGCGAUACGUCCGCGGACAAGCUCUCCCGUCGAGCUGUCCCCUGUGUCUUCCUUGGCUUCGUCCCGGACGCGCCUGGUUGGCAGUUCUACCACGCCACCUCGCGUCGUGUCCUGGCCUCUCAGGACGUCACUUUUGACGAGUCCGUCCCCUACUACCGCCUCUUCCCCUACCGCACUCCCCCCCCCCGCCUCUCUUCCUCGCUCCAGGUAGACCCGGGUGAGCCUGUCGAGGUAGCUGUUGACUCUCGCCCUUCUGGGGGUGCUGAGCCUGACCGUGAGGAGUCUGAGGGUACUGAGCCUGGGGGUGCGGAGCCUGGGGGUGCGGAGCCUGGGGGUGCGGAGCCUGGAGGUGCGGAGCCUGGGGGUGCUGAGCCUGGGGGUGCUGAGUCUGGGGGUGCUGAGCUUGGAGGUACUGAGCCUGGGGGUGCUGAGCCUGGGGGUGCUGAGUCUGGGGGUGCUGAGCCUGAGCGUGCUACACCUGGAGGAGCCCUCUCCUCCCGGCAGCUGCAGGAGAGGUACCUACAGUACUGCCGCCUCCGGAGAGGUGCUACUGGAGCUCGCACCAGUACUUCCCCUCCUGCCCAGGAGCUCCCCCCCAUUCAGCAGAUCCGAGAGUGGUACACGCGGCGCUGCAGUCUUCGGAGUGGUGCUCCUGGUGCUGCGGACCCUGGGGGUGGCGCUGCUGCUGGUGCUGAGGACCCGGGCGUUGGAGCUGCUGCUGGUGCUGCGGACCCGAGCGGUGGCGCUACUGCUGGUGCUGAGGACCUGGGCGUUGGCGCUACUGCUGGAGCUGAGGACCCGGACGGUGGAGCUGCUGCUGGUGCUGAGGACCCGAGCGGUGGCGCUGUUGCUGGUGCUGAGGACUCGGGCGUUGGAGCUACUGCUGGAGCUGAGCACCCGGACGGUGGAGCUGCUGCUGGUGCUGAGGACCCGAGCGGUGGAGCUGCUGCUGGUGCUGAGGACCCGGACGUUGGAGCUGCUGCUGGUGCUGAGGACCCUGUCGCUGGUGUCCCUGCUGGUUCUGGAGACGCUACGCGACCGCGACCGUACUUCGUACCACUUCUUCAGCAGGUUCUUGGUCAGGCUCCUCCUCCUUGUCCUCCUUCCUCCGUAGAGUGUCCUCCGCCUGUCCAGUCACAGUCACAGUUCCCGCCUGCCUCGCCUCUCCCUGCUCCCUCUCCUUACACUGGUCCCACGGGAGGUCUUACAGAGCGUCGUGAGCCUGAGUCUCGUCCUGCGUCGCCUGUUCGUACUGCUCGCACUGGUCGUCGUGUCCCACGUGAGCGUCCUCCUCCUGUCCCUGGCACUCACUACAUGACUCUGCGUCCCUCCACUGCUCCUCAGCGUGUUCCGCUGCCGUCUCCUCCUGCGUCCUCUCUGCCUACUCUUCCUGAUCCGGAGUCUGACUCCCGUCGUGCUGCCAGUCCCACUGUCACCCGUCUCCUCGCUACUGUUGUCACUGACCCUACCUUUGAGUCCUCUGCUGCGUCUGCUCUGGUCGCUGAAUGA
Molecule: messenger RNA, 1704 nt
Organism: Closterium sp. Yama58-4
Lineage: Eukaryota; Viridiplantae; Streptophyta; Zygnematophyceae; Desmidiales; Closteriaceae
Source: the annotation of a GenBank genome assembly